CCGCGUGUGUUUUACUUGAAAGCGGUUGUUUUUCGUGUUCAACGUGCUCCUAAUCUGUGCACAAAUCCGUCAAACGUUCCAUCUGCGUUUAAUCUUUACCCUAAAGAAUAGUUUAAGAACACAAAAUGCAACAGGACGAGAUCGUAUGGAGCAUCAUCAGCCGGCAGUUCUGUUCCUAUCAGGUAAAAACACAGACACAAAACUUCUGCCGAAACGAGUACAGUCUGACGGGGCUGUGUUCCCGAAAGGCAUGCCCGCUGGCGAACAGCCAGUACGCCACGAUCCGGGAGGAAAACGGUAUCAUCUAUCUGUACAUGAAAACGGCCGAGCGGAAUGCUUUCCCCUCGAAGCACUGGGAGAAGGUGAAGCUUUCGCGAAACUAUGAAAAAGCCAUCUAUCAGAUUAACGAGAAUCUGCUCUACUGGGAUCGGUUCGUGCGGUUGAAGUGCAAGCAGCGGUUCACCAAGAUUACGCAGUAUCUGAUUCGGAUGCGUAAGCUGAAGCUGCGCCGGCAGAAGCUGCUGGUGCCGUUGGCAACGAAGAUCGAACGGCGGGAAAAGAGACGCGAGGAGAAGGCACUGGUUGCCGCUCGGAUCGAUAAUGCUAUCGAGAAGGAACUGAUGGAACGGCUCAAGAAGGGUACCUACGAGGAUAUCUAUAACUUUCCGCAGGUGGCUUUCAAUAAGGCACUCGAGGCGGAGGAGGUGGAAGAUGAGGAGGAGGAAGCGGAUCAGGAAGCGGAAGCCGACAGUGAUAGGGAGCAGGAGGUGGAGAAGGAAAUGGAGCUGGAUGAGGAGCUGCAACGGGAGUUCGAUAUGGAUGAUGAGUUUGUGGAGGCUGAUUCUGAGGAUGAGGACGAUGAUGAUGAUGACGAUGAGGAUGUUGAUGAUGAUGGAGAGGAUGGUGAUGAUCAGGAUAUGUCCGAUGCAGAAAGUGAAUCAGGACUUAAGGAGCGAGUGAUAGUGGACAGUGAUUUCGAGUCGUCCGAUGAGGAGGAUAUUGAGGACAUCGCACCGAAGGUAACCCCGCGACUACCGAAGAAACCGGCUAAGAAAGGCACGAACGCUGCUGCUGGUCCUUCGACCAGCUCCACCGUUAACCCGAGGAAACCGAAGAAACUCCGCAAGCCACACCUGGAGAUCGAGUAUGAGGUGGAAACCGCCCCAACGAGGCAUCGCCUACAUAAGUGAGAUGCCCUACAGCAAUGGGGCCACUCUGCGCUUCCUGUUGCCGGCUCCGUUCCGAGGCAACCAUCAGGAUUGCAACCUGACCCGCCUGUCGCAGAGCUCCGAUUCGGUGUACCGGGACGAGGCGGACGAUCAGCUCGGUUCUAUCACGCCGCUCGCUUACCGCCCGACGGCGGAGGCCAGCGGCAUCGGCAGCACCAUCAGCUAUGGCGGCAGUCCUAA
Molecule: messenger RNA, 1409 nt
Organism: Sabethes cyaneus
Lineage: Eukaryota; Metazoa; Arthropoda; Insecta; Diptera; Culicidae
Gene: Rbm13
Product: protein MAK16 homolog A
Exons: 4
Coding region: 126-1190 (354 amino acids)
Biological process (GO): maturation of LSU-rRNA; maturation of 5.8S rRNA
Cellular component (GO): nucleolus; preribosome, large subunit precursor
Source: RefSeq, a predicted model, not a curated record